Cicer arietinum (chickpea) is the source of this 2488-nucleotide messenger RNA. RefSeq names its product serine/threonine-protein kinase Nek4-like. Gene Ontology annotation, biological process: protein phosphorylation. Gene Ontology annotation, molecular function: ATP binding; protein serine/threonine kinase activity. NCBI's taxonomy places the organism in Eukaryota, Viridiplantae, Streptophyta, Magnoliopsida, Fabales, Fabaceae. The record is from RefSeq and is a predicted model, not a curated record.
UCAUUCAUUCGCUAAUCACGCUUUCUCUUUCGACCUUCUCAUCUCAUCAUUUUUGAAUUCACAUGUCGCUUUCGCGUCCAUUCUAAUUCUUCUUUUCUUUUGCCGCUCUCUCUUUUUCUUAUAUCCGUCGCUCCAUUUUAAAUUUUAAAAUCAAAUAAAUAAUGCAACAAUAUUAUAUCACCACAUGUCAUAUAUUAUUAUUAUUAUUAUUAUAGCACAUUUACUUCUACUGCUGCAUGCUUCUCAAAUUUCUCAACAACUUUACCAAAUUCAGGUCUUCUUUUUCUGGAAUUAGGCACAGCUUUCACUAAUUACCAGUUACCAUCCAACUCUUGAAUUGAGGCCUCAUAAACUUUUGUUUUGUGGCUGUAUAAGCAUCUGGAACUGAAUUGAAUUCGGGAGCUGAAAAGUGAUUUUUCAAUUCCUCUGUGGUAGCUAUUGUCAGAAAUGUCAUUCUGUCAAUAACAGUAAGAGGUGAAGUGGUUUGAGUUCAAAUGGAGCAGUAUGAAGUUCUAGAACAGAUUGGCAAAGGUGCAUUUGGUUCUGCUCUACUUGUGAGGCACAAGCAUGAGAAGAAAAAGUAUGUCCUAAAGAAGAUACGUCUUGCUCGCCAAACUGACAGAACCCGUAGGUCAGCCCACCAGGAGAUGGAGCUUAUAUCCAAAGUUCGCAAUCCUUUUAUUGUGGAGUAUAAAGAUUCUUGGGUAGAAAAGGGUUGUUUUGUAUGUAUUAUCAUCGGGUAUUGUGAAGGAGGAGAUAUGGCUGAAGCUAUAAAAAAGGCCAAUAGUGCUAACUUUUCUGAAGAGAAACUCUGCAAGUGGCUUGUCCAGUUGCUGAUGGCACUUGAUUACUUACAUGUAAAUCAUAUUCUACAUCGUGAUGUCAAGUGUUCAAAUAUAUUCUUGACAAAAGAUCAAGAUAUACGUCUAGGUGACUUUGGCCUUGCUAAAAUGUUGACUUCUGAUGAUCUUGCUUCCUCAAUUGUUGGGACUCCAAGUUAUAUGUGCCCAGAGCUUCUUGCGGAUAUACCCUAUGGCUCUAAGUCAGAUAUUUGGUCUUUGGGAUGCUGUGUCUAUGAAAUGGCUGCUCACAGGCCAGCUUUUAAAGCUUUUGACAUACAAGCAUUGAUUCACAAAAUAAACAAGUCUAUAGUGGCUCCACUUCCAACUAUGUAUUCUGGUGCUUUCCGAGGGCUUGUCAAAAGUAUGCUGCGGAAAAAUCCAGAGCUAAGGCCAACUGCUGGAGAGUUACUAAAUCAUCCACAUCUUCAGCCUUACAUUCUUAAAGUUCACCAAAAACUAAAUAGCCCCAGAAGAAGCACUUUUCCAUUCCAAUGGCCUGAGUCAAACUAUGUAGGGAGAACUCGGUAUGUAGAGCCAGAGUCUGUUUCUACUCUUUCUGACCAAGAUAAGUGCUUGCCAUUAAGCCAUCGUAGAGCCUUGAAUCCUAGCAUUUCUGGGACUGAGCAAAGUUCCCAGUAUUCUGCCCGAAGAGCUCAUGGUUUAUCCACUUGUUCAGAAGAAAAGCUCUACGACUUAUCUGCUGGUGUUGUUCGUGAUCGUCGUAAUACUAACAAAUCAAAAGCCAUAAAUUCUGAUGAGAGAACACCAAGACUGAGAGCAGCUAAAGAUUCUACUAGAAGGCAGACAAUGGCACCAUCAGAGAUAUCUGUUACUGGUUCAAAGCGUGAAUCGGUUCCAGUGCCUCGCGCACCACCUUGUAAGUCUAUCACACCGACUCGUAGAGCUUCCCUUCCACUGCAUACAAGAGGCAGGAACACAACAAACUUCUACACCAAUGUUAGUUGCGUGGACUCUCCUGAUGUUUCUGUUGAUGCGCCACAAAUUGACAAGAUUGCAGAAUACCCGAUGGCCUCUUAUGAGGAUCCUUUCUUCCCUAUCCGCAGAUCAUCACCAGCAUAUGCCAAACGCUCUUCGAACUCAGCAUGGAGUGCUGAUUGCACAAUCACAAAAGACAAGUGUACAAUCCUGGUCGACAAAGUUACCGUCCCCGCCAGUGAAUGCUCUAACUAUGUUACAGCUGGCGUUUCAAGCCGUUCCUCGUCUGAGUCGCGUCAGCAUCGAUUUGACACCUCGUCGUUCCAGCAACGUGCCGAGGCAUUGGAAGGGCUUCUGGAGUUCAGUGCUAGGCUGCUACAACAACAUAGGUUUGAUGAGCUUGGUGUAUUGUUGAAGCCAUUUGGGCCUGAGAAGGUUUCUCCAAGAGAAACUGCUAUUUGGUUGGCCAAGAGCUUUAAACAAAACUGUGAUCUAAGGUUUUCUCAUGCACUUGCGUGAUCAUUAACAUCGGAUAAUGUACAUUAACAUUGUGUUGUAUAUUUGGCCAUAAAAUAAGAAGAAUGGCUUUGGUUAUUUGCAUUUGCAUUUUCCAUGAGAUGUACACUGUUAUGCACAUCAAUUGAAUCAUUGAUUCACACCAGACACCUAUAAUAAUACCAACAUGAUUACAACCAGUUCAUCUUGUUUUA